CAUAUUCCGCCUGACGCCCCCCACCCCGCCGCCUCCCACGCUGGUCCCCGGAGGCGCACACCGUCGCGACAGCUGCUGGAGCGAAGAACCCCGAGAGGCCACCGAAGCCCCGAGACACGACGCUCAGGACAGGGUACAAGAGGAAGAGAUGAUAGCCACUGGGGGAGUCAUCACCGGUCUGGCGGCCCUGAAGCGGCAGGACUCUGCCAGGUCCCAGCAACAUGUCAAUCUCAGCCCAGCGCCUGCUGCUCAGGACCAGAAACCAGUUCGCAGGCGCCCGCGAGCUGAUGUCGUGGUGGUUCGUGGGAAAAUCCGGCUUUAUUCUCCAUCCGGUUUUUUCCUCAUUCUCGGAGUGCUGGUGUCCAUCAUAGGGAUCGCCAUGGCAGUCCUUGGCUAUUGGCCCCAGAAGGAGCAUUUCAUCGACGCAGAGACCACUCUGUCCACCAAUGAGACACAGGUGGUUCGGAACCAGGGCGGUGUGGUGGUGCGCUUCUUUGAGCGGCAUCUACACUCUGACAAGAUGAAGAUGCUUGGCCCGUUCACCAUGGGCAUCGGCAUCUUCAUUUUCAUCUGUGCCAACGCCAUCCUUCAUGAGAACCGCGACAAAGAAACCAAAAUCAUCCACAUGAGGGAUAUCUACUCCACAGUCAUUGACAUCCACACACUGAGACUCAAGGAGCAGAAGCAGGCCAACGGCCUGUAUGCGGGCUUGCUGGGAGACGCGGAGGUGAAGCAGAACGGCAGCCCAUGUGCAUCCAGGCUGGCAGCCACCACCUUGGCCUCCUUCUCGGGGAUGCGGAACAGCUUUCGUGUGGACAGCUCGGUGGAGGAGGAUGAGCUGAUGGUGAGUGAAAGUAAGACCCUGGGGCACCUCAUGCCGCCUCUGCUAUCUGACAGCGCAGUCUCUGUCUUCGGCCUUUAUCCACCUCCAUCUAAGACCACCGAUGACAAGACCAGCAGCUCCAAGAAGUGUGACACCAAAUCGAUUGUGUCAUCAUCCAUCAGUGCUUUUACGCUGCCUGUGAUCAAACUUAAUAACUGUGUCAUUGAUGAACCCAGUAUAGAUAGCAUCACGGAGGUGGCAGACAACCUCAAAAGCAGGUCCAGGAAUCUUUCAAUGGAUUCUCUGAUGGUCCCAAUGCCCGGCACUGGUGAGUCCUUCCAAGCCUCCAGCACAUUACUCCCAAGGAACAAUUCAGUUGGGGAGUCCCUAUCGAGUCAAUACAAGUCCUCUGUGGCCCUGGGACCCGGUACUGGGCAGCUCUUAUCUCCUGGAGCUGCUAGAAGACAGUUUGGAUCCAAUACAUCCUUACAUUUCCUCUCCUCUCAUUCCAAAUCUCUAGACUUAGACCGGGGGCCCUCCACACUCACAGUGCAGGCAGAACAAAGGAAACACCCCAGUUGGCCUCGGUUGGAUCGAAGUAACAGCAAAGGGUAUAUGAAACUGGAGAACAAAGAGGACCCAAUGGAUCGGUUGCUGGUUCCCCAAACAGCAAUCAAAAAAGACUUUACUAACAAAGAGAAACUUCUUAUGAUAUCAAGAUCCCAUAACAACUUGAGCUUUGAACACGAUGAGUUUUUGAGUAACAACUUGAAGCGGGGAACUUCUGAAACAAGGUUUUAGUGUUUAAUAAUAGAUCAUCUUCCAAGGAGAGAUAUAUACUAUUUUUACCAGUGUUUUCCUUUUAAAGCAUUGGUUGUAAGCCUUUUAAAUUCAAAUGGUAGCGUGUUAGAAAUGGCUGGUUAAUUCUGUAAUGAAGAUGGCUGUAUGUAUGGGUUCCUUUUCCCUGCAAUACUGUAGAUUAUCAUGUGGGAUUCUGUUUUCUCACUCUUUGAAAGCAUGGUUUCUUUUGUUGACACGAAGACAAAAUACCUGCAUUCAUAUUAAGAACUUGACUUUACUUUUAAAUCCAGCGCUGAUUAUCAUCUUCAUAGAAUGAAGUGUCCAGUGUAGAAAGUGUAGGGUACCAAAGUGUGGGCAAGAAGUGUUCCAUUCAGGUCCAAUACUCAAUAGAUGUAUUUAUAAAUAAGGGUGAGUGCAAUCUUAAGAUGUGAACUUUUUGAAUUAUUGUUUUAUAUGGGAUCGCUUGCGUUACUUAAAACGAGAACGAAUUUCUUUUUCAUCUGUUAUGAACCUUCCUCUGAACUCUGUGGGCAGUAUAUCCUUUUUCAACAUCAGUUCUGUUAAAGUGAUAUUUUAAUGAAAAAAAAAAGAAGAUGGCCAAGAGGGCCAUGGUUUAGGGAUAUAUGCCAAAAAGCUAUUAGUUAUAAUGUUAUAACCUCAGAAUCAAAAUUUCUCUGUAAACUGAUUUGAAAAUUGAAUUAACCAAUGUAGUUUGUAGAAUUUCUGUCUUGACACAUGCAGAGAAAAUGCUGCCUAAGGAAGGAAGAUCCUAUUUGCUAGUAUCUAACUUUCUCUAGCCAUCUGUGGUUGUCGAGGGUUCACUCACUCCCAUAGCCUUAUUUUCUCCAUUUUUUUAUUAUUAUUUGGAAAACAGUCAGCUAACUGUGGCAUGUCUUCAUAUCUCUACAUACUACUAGCACUCGAUAAACUGCCUUGUAAUUAACUUUGUGAUGGAAAACCUUAUGCUAUCUCCAAAGACCUUGAUGAAAGUUUUAGGGUUGUCGUUCUCAAAUAUAUUAACUUAUCAGCUCUACUAAGUAUAAUAAAUACUUUAGUAUUUAGUAAAACUAAAGCGGGUUUUAGUUUCAAACAUUUUUCACAUUUUCGAGGAAGGUAAGACAGUGUUAAGAAUUGUUUAGUGGGGUCCUAGCAGGGUGGCUCGGCAGUUAAGAUCAUCUGCUGCUCUUGCAGAGAACCUUGAUUUCAUUCCUAGCACCCACAUGGGUGGCUCACAGUCAUUUGUAACUCCAGUUUCAGGGGAAUCUAACACCUUCUUCUGGCCUCAGUGAGCACCAGGCAUGCGUAUGGUGAACAUAUAUACACAUAGGCACUUAUACACAUAAACUUUUAAAAAAAUUUUAGAUGUCAAAUGGAAUACUCAGGAAAUUUUAAUGGUUUUCCCCAAAGCCUAAACAUUUCUGAAUAUUCCUAUUGCUGUUGCUAGGAAGAGCAAAAAGGGGUACAUUUGUAAGAGUGGUGCCCCAGAAUCCCACCCUGCAUUUACAGAGACGCCUUCUUUCUUGAGAGGUACCCUGCUUCAUAGAACCUCAAGUCUUUGUGUUAUAAUAGACUGAGCUCAAUAUUUUACUAUAAAAACAUUUAGUAAACUUCUGUUAUUCAUAGAAGUGUGUGUUCUUCAUACCUUUGCUAUUAUUUUUAAAUAAAACGUAAU
Molecule: messenger RNA, 3296 nt
Organism: Chionomys nivalis (European snow vole)
Lineage: Eukaryota; Metazoa; Chordata; Mammalia; Rodentia; Cricetidae
Gene: Tmem200a
Product: transmembrane protein 200A
Exons: 2
Coding region: 149-1624 (491 amino acids)
Source: RefSeq, a predicted model, not a curated record